Molecule: messenger RNA, 1484 nt
Organism: Manihot esculenta (cassava)
Lineage: Eukaryota; Viridiplantae; Streptophyta; Magnoliopsida; Malpighiales; Euphorbiaceae
Product: ankyrin repeat-containing protein BDA1
Exons: 2
Coding region: 5-1393 (462 amino acids)
Molecular function (GO): protein binding
Source: RefSeq, a predicted model, not a curated record
UAGGAUGUCUAUAGAGAACCUCAACAACUCAAUCGAGCAUGACCAGCUCACCAUUUAUCAAGUAUCACUGAGAGGGGAUGUAGCUGAAUUAGAUGCAUUACUUCAACAAGAUGAGCUCAUUCUUGAUAGAGUCACUGUUUCUUCCUUCCAUGAAACUCCCUUACACAUUGCAGCCAUGCGAGGUCACCUUCAGUUUGCUCAAGCACUCCUCAAUCUGAAGCCCAAACUAGCCGAGGAGUUAGACUCUCUUUGCCGCUUGCCACUUCACUUGGCUUCUGCAGAAGGCUACUCCCAUAUUGUUAAAGAGUUGGUAACUGUGAAUCCUGAUGCUUGCUGGGCACGUGAUCAAGAUGGAAGAAUCCCACUUCACUUGGCUACCAUGAAAGGAAGAGUUGCAGUUGUAAAGGAAUUAGUCAGCGUUUGUCCUGAGUCAAUAAGAGAGAAGAUGGAUACUGGAGAGACAAUCUUGCACUUAUGUGUUAAAUAUAAUCGGUUGGAGGUUUUGAAAUUGUUGGUAGAAACGGUACGAGAUGAUGAAUUUGUCAGUGCCCCGGAUGAUAAUGGCAAUACCAUUUUGCACCUUGCAGCCAUCCUCAAACAUGUGCAGAUUACAAAAUACUUACUUUUGGAGACUAGCAUCAAAGAAAAUGCAAAUACCUUGAACAAGAAUGGAUUCACAGCACUGGAAGCUCUAGAGCACACUCCAGUGGACUCAAAUGGCCUGGAAAUAAAGAUCAUUCUUCUAGAAGCUGAAGCAGGCCAUGCUCAGAGGAACGAAGAGCGCAAUAGUAAAGUUCGAUCAUCAACAGUACAAAGAAAGAGAGGCCUAGCUGCCAGAACCUGUAAAUGGUGGAAUAAUUACUUAAAGAACGUAGGCAAGAGAUUCGAAGAGGCACGAGGCAAUAUUCUGAUAGCGGCUACUCUAACAGCAACUAUAGCUUUUCAAGCUGGGGUAAACCCACCCCAAUUUAAUAAAGACCAGAAUGCAACUGUAGUUUCAACUUCUUCUUUUUAUCUUGAUUCUUAUCUUGGUAAUUCAGAAACAUAUUUCUGGUAUUGCAACACUGUUUCUUUGAUGCUCUCUCUUAUUAUUAUUAUGCUGAUGUUUAGCGGAAUUCCUUUCAAAAAUAAGAUUUUAGGAGUUUUCCUAGUAAUUAUCAUGUGCAGCGCAAUCCUAUAUAUAUCACAAGCAUAUUUCUUUGCGGCGGCGUCAAACAUGAGGCUGGGAGAAAAUGGUUGGACUUUGGCAGUGAAAACAGUGUUGUUAAUUCCCACUAUAAUUCGUUUUUUAUUGUGGUUUAUUAUUUUGAUACAUUUUGCUUCCUUUGUGAUCUGGCUGUUUCAGAAGAUCUACCGAUGUAUUUCUAAAUUAAUAUCGAGUUUAUGUUUAUAAAGUUUUUUUUUUUUUUUUUUUUUGCUAAGAGAUAAUUUCUAUUAAUUGUAACUUUUGAGCUUUAUGCAAUGAAGUUUCUGGUUAGCUUUAA